This is a messenger RNA of Rhipicephalus microplus (southern cattle tick), 3882 nucleotides long. RefSeq lists its product as uncharacterized. NCBI's taxonomy places the organism in Eukaryota, Metazoa, Arthropoda, Arachnida, Ixodida, Ixodidae. The record is from RefSeq and is a predicted model, not a curated record.
AUGCCUACCCCCCGCCGGCCACCUGCCGUGUCCGUCGAGCCGCUCUUCCUGGGUUCCGGUAGCCGUCGGCGGCGUCCCGCUCCCCCUUCGGGGACGAGCACACCGGCGCCCCCGCCGGCCCAGCGGCCUCGUCCUGGCACACCCGCGUCUACUGGCGUUUCAGCGACAGCAUCGGGCCCUCCUCGCUCCCGACCGCCCGUCAUUCACCAGGGCAUCAUGACGGUGUACCUGCCGGUGCCUGGGAUCCUUCGUUGUCCGUAUCCCUGUUGCGCGGGCUGCCAAGCCCGCACAUCAGUCUCGCUCCGACUGUCCGCGUGGCGGUCCCACAUGGAGCAGAAACACGGGGUUCGGCCAACGGAGCGGCUCUACCGGUGCGUCGCCUGUGAUGCCCGGUUGAAUUCGCUGUCCGCCCGCCACGACUGCCCGGGUCCUGCCUCGAACGAGCCUUACCACCCCUGCCGGUAUUGCCCGAAGAGCUUCAAUUGCGAACGCUCCUUGGCCCGGCACACCAUGGCACGGCAUGCGCAAGAGGAGUCCACUCCAUUUGUACCUCUUCGCCCCCCACGGCAGCCUACGGCGACUACCUCCAGUUCCUCUGGCACAGAGACCACACCACGCUCCGGCCCAGCUCCUUCCGGUACAACUUGCCGAGCAGUACCAGCACCACAGACCCGAGCAACCGUUUCCCGGUCUCGAAGACGUCGUGGAGGCCAUUCUUCCACAUCGACGCCAUCUUCCUGUACCGGGUCGGCCUCCAGCACUUCGGCAACCGGUUCUCCGUCGGUGUCAAGUUCCGAGGCGUCUACUAUGCCAGGCCACUCCUCCCCAACUUCUGGCUCCGGCUCUUCUACGCCUCGGCAAUCGCCUUCGGGUCCCGGAACGCCACCGUCCGUGCCACCAGAUCCUGGUCCCCAGUCCACGACUGGCGAGGUCUCAUCCACGCCCGGCUCGUCUUCUCGUCGCCGUACCGGUCCCGGCUCCACGUCGUCGGCUUCAAGGGCUUCCUCACGGAUGUCCACGGGGCUUACCGACGUCUCCGGUACCGACGACUCCGACGACGCAUCGGCCAACGAGCCGGUGGACGAACAGAGUGUCCCAGCUGCCGGCAUCGUCGUCGACCGCCGCCCUCUGUCGACCAAUUCCCGCUCCUCCUCAUCCCCUUCCCUUUCCGAGCGGUUGGAAGACACUGGCGCAGAUGAAGCCGACGACGGUGCACACGACACUCCUGUCGAAGCACCGACGAUGGAGAUGCCACCGGACCGCACCAUGCUGCUUGCGGAGCAGGUCCGCGUCUUGCGAGCCACGCUCCGUUCAGCUCCAACACCAGACUCAUGGGCGACGUGUGAGCAGGCGUGGUCUCAGGCUGUUGCUCUGGCCGCGGAGGCUGUCCGCCUCCCCCCGUCAACACCGGGACGCCCUGCUCGAGACGUCAACCCUGACAACGCCACGCAGAUCCAGCGUCUCUACCGCAGGAACCGCCGACGUGCCGUGCGCCUGAUCAUGGAGGGUCCCACACGGUCCUGUACCAUCCCCAUACCAGACAUCCAGGACCAUUGGGCCUCCACCUGGUCACCUCGCACGGCAGACACCUCAGCGCUGUUCCAGCGGCCCGCGGCCCCUGUCCCGGUCGACACGGCGUCCUUCUCGGCGGACGAGGUUCUCCUCCGGCUCCGGAAGUCGGAGAAUACGGCUCCCGGUCCUGACAGACUGACGUACCACCACUGGAGGUCCGUCGACCCGGAGGCCCGCUUCCUGUCCGCCCUUUUCAACGCCUGCGUCCACCACCGUCGCACCCCGGACUCAUGGCGAACGUCGCGUACGGUACUCAUAUACAAGAAAGGUGAUCCCUCUGUCCCGGGCAACUGGCGCCCCAUUGCACUCGGCAGUACUGCCUCUAAGUUAUACGCCAAGUGCCUUGCGUCGCGCCUACAAGCCUGGAUCAUGGAUCACCAGGUCUUGUCAAAGUGCCAGAAAGGUUUCCUCCCGUAUGAUGGCGUUUUCGAACUGAAUUACAUCUUUCAGCACCGCAUGGACGCAGCCAGAGCUGGUGGCACGGAGUUUUGCGCGGCCCUUUUGGACUUCGCAAACGCCUACGGGUCCGUGCCUCACCGAGCCCUCCUGGACGCCCUCCGUGGUUCCGGUGCUGGGGAUACGUUCACCGCCCUCAUCGAGGACCUGUACCGUGACAACCAAACUGUCAUCGUUGCUGCAGAGGGCACGACAGAUCCGGCGUCCAAGGCACAGGGCGACGACCACAACAUCCUCGCCUAUGCCGACGACCUGACGCCCCUGGCCGACUGUCCUGCUCUUCUCCAGCAACGCAUCGACAUGGUCGAGGCGCUAUCAACACCGCUCGGGCUAUCUCUCAACCCGAGCAAGUGUACGACCUUGCACCUCAGCGGCGUCACCCCCGUCGGAAUGCGGCCAACCGUGUUCCGGGUCUCCGGCGUCCCGGUAACAGCUUUGAGCGACUCCGAGCCGCUCCGCUACCUCGGACGCCCGGUGGGUUUCCGCCUUCCACAGAGAGCGGGAGCCAAUGUCAUUGACGACGCCAUACGCAACGCCACGGCAAUAUUUUCGUCCCUUCUAGCCCCCUGGCAGCGUAUUGACGCCCUCAAGACAUUUGUGUUCCCCGCCCUCAACUUCUCCAUGAGGUGCGGCGCCCUGACUAAAACAGAUUGGCACCGGUUGGACCUUGCCAUCAGGCCCAUGGUCAAGCGAACACUCUACCUACCGGUGAACGCCUCGACGAACUAUGUCUACGGGAGCGCCUCCGGAGGAGCAGUAGCGAUACCGGUGGCAGCGGAGUUAUACGACAUCUGUCGUAUCGACUCCGCUUUCAAGCUCCUGACGACUUCAGACCAGUCGUUGCGGGAUCUCGCCCUGUCCGACGCUUACGAGAUCGCCUCCACCCGCCUCGGAUGGGAGGCUACCCGUUUCGAGUUGGAGGCGUACCUCUCUGGCGACCGACAGGUCGUCCACUCAAGGCCGGCAACCCAGCUGCGCAGCGUGUGGACCGAGGCCCGUAAGGCAUCCCGAAGGCUACAAGUCUCGUGGUCCCUGCGGCCGGACCACGUCACCAUCACCUGCGGCGACGCAACGCUUCCUUCAACACAGAGGAACCGGGUCAUGCGGACGCUACGAGAUGUGCUGGCCCACGUCCGGGACAACGCCCUCCAUGACCAACCCAACCAGGGGAAGGUGAUGGCCUGCGUCUCGGCGGAUCGUGCGAGCUCCCAUUUCAUCACCACGGGAGCAUUCACGCACUUCGCCGACUGGCGGUUUAUCCACCGGGCGCGCCUCAACCUGCUACCCCUGAAUGGCGCCGUCAUGUGGGGCCCUACUGACCGAGACCAGCGUUGCCGGGUCUGCGGCUACGCGAGGGAGACGCUACCGCACGUGCUUUGCCACUGCAUGACGCACAGCGCCAUGUCUCAGGCACGGCACAACGCGGUGGUCUCGCGCCUUCGCACGGCCGCUGCCCGCGACUACACCGUAGCGUACGAGAACCGGCCGGUCGGCGACACCGGACUGCGUCCUGACCUUGUCCUGGUUCGCGGGGAGGAGGCCCUGGUGAUCGACGUGGCUUGCCCGUUCGAGAAUACACCGGAGGCCUUUACCAACACGCGAAACGACAAGGUCGCACGCUACCAACCCGUCGCCGACUACCUGCGUCGCCGCUACCAGAGAGUAACGGUGGCCGCCGUCAUCGUCGGGGCUCUCGGCGCUUGGGACCCGGCCAACGACCGCGUCCUCCAGCGUCCUGUGCUCCCGCAGCUACCUGCGUCUCAUGAAGAAACUCUGCGUGAGCGAGGUGGUGGCAGCGUCCCGCGCCAUCUACCACGCGCACGUGGGACAUGGACGCAGCUAGACGACCGAUGA